AAUGUGUGAAUGCAUCAUGGAACCAUGUCAUUUAUUAUUAUCCUUUUAAUAGAUAUAUAUCACAAUGAGUCCAAGUCAUUUUAAUAUGUGUAUAUUGAAAGAAACAAUGUACCACCCAGAACAACUAAAAGGUAUAGUAGUCCCCAUUUUGAGUAGAUCUUUAAAAAUUGAUACCUAUUAUGCUUUAUAUGGGCUAUUUAGAGCUUCCAGCAAUACAAAUAAUGAUGCAGAGGCUUUUUAAUAUUUUAAAGCUUAGGCAAUUUACUGGGCAGAUUCUGAACCCUUUUUUUCACUAACACAAACCUAGCACAGUGUCUGGAUGCAUGGCCAGCUCUACUUCUUUGUUCAUGGUCAUGUCCAUCUGUUAACCUCACUGUCAUGCUGGUGAAUGGUGUGUCAUUUGCUUUCUUCUUCCUAGCAAUCCUCUCUCACUCAAAAGUUCUGUCCUCCAUUUUGUGCCCUGCUAUCACUUGUUAGCUCUUUAUUAUGUACAAUAGAUAAGUAAGGAAGGAAAAAUGUUUACAACAUAGACGACAUGUGAUCAGGCAUAGAACUAACAAUACUAUGAUUUCAUCAGUACUUAGCUGAUUGCUUGCUCAGCAAAACAACCAGUAGAGGAGAAAACCGUGAAUAUAAAAAUAAUGAUGAAAACUCAAAAUGUAAUUCUUCUUUAAUUCAAACUGCAAAAUUAAGUCAUGUGGCAAAAACAUCCAUUAGUUUAAUGAAUGUGGAAAAGCUGUCAUAUGUGCCAAUUAUCUUUGCAGGUAUGAAAACAAUCAUUGUGCAGAAAAACUCCCUGAAGAUACUCAAUAUGAAGUCUUUGCACAUCACAGUAGGCCCCACACAUGUAAAAGUAUGCAUACUGGUGUGGAUCACUAUGAAUGUAGCCAAUAUGUUAAUGCCUUUGCACAUAAAAGUCAUAUCCUAAGACAUAAAAGGAUACAUAUAGGAGAGAAACCUCAUGAAUGUAACCGAUGUGGUAAAGCCUAUGCAUCUAACAGUGGUCUCCUAAGACCAGGAACUCACACUGGAGAAAAACCUUAUGAAUGUAAUCAAUGUGGUAAAGCCUUUGUACGUAACAGUCAUCUCCUAAUACAUAAAAGAACUCACACUGGAGAGAAACCUUAUGAAUGUAACCAAUGUGGUGAAGCCUUUGCAUGUAACAGUAAACUUUUAGUACAUAAACGAACUCACACUGGAGAGAAACCUUAUGAAUGUAACCAAUGUGAUAAAGCCUUUGCAUCUAACAGUAAUCUCCUAGUACAUAAAAGAACUCACACUGGAGAGAAACCUUAUGAAUGUAACCAAUGUGGCAAAGCCUUUGCACGUAACAGUCAUCUCCUAAGACAUAAAAGAACUCACACUGGAGAGAAACCUUAUGAAUGUAACCAAUGUGGUAAAGCCUUUGCACAUAACAGUAAUCUAGUACAUAAAAGAACUCACACUGGAGGGAAACCUUAUGAAUGUAACUAAUGUGGUAAAGCCUUUGUAGAUAAUAGUGUUCUCCUAAGACAUAAAAAUCUUUGUUGCACAGAAUUCUUAUGAAUAUAACUAAUGUUGUGAAGUCUUUUCAUGUAAGAAUUAUCUUGAACAAGAACAUUCAUUGUAGUGAAACCCUAUGAAUAUAACCAAUGUGUCAAAAACUUUGCAUGCCAUAAUAAUUUUCAUGUAUGUAGAAGCACAAUGGAUAGAAACUUUAUCAAAACAACCAAUGUGAUAAAGCAUUUUGACAUAAUAGUAAUCUCCUAUGACAUAAAGAAAGCAUACUAGAGAGAAACCCUAUGAAUGUUACUAAGGUGGUAAAGCCAUUGCAUGUAACAGUAGUCUCCUAAUACAAAAAAAGACCUCACACUGGAGAGAACUCAUGGAUGUAAUCAAUGUGUUAAAGCCUUUGUAUGUAACAGUCAUCUCCUAAUAUACAAAAGACCUCACCCUUGAGAGAAACCUUAAUAAUGUAAUCUAUGUGGCGAAGCCUUUUCACAUAAUAGUCAUCUCCUAAUAAAAAUUUGCUCU
This is a messenger RNA of Meriones unguiculatus (Mongolian gerbil), 2013 nucleotides long. Its product is annotated as zinc finger protein 120-like. The record is from RefSeq and is a predicted model, not a curated record. The transcript has a single exon. Lineage: Eukaryota; Metazoa; Chordata; Mammalia; Rodentia; Muridae. The coding region runs from base 856 to 1473 and encodes 205 amino acids. Gene Ontology annotation, biological process: regulation of transcription by RNA polymerase II. Gene Ontology annotation, molecular function: RNA polymerase II cis-regulatory region sequence-specific DNA binding; DNA-binding transcription factor activity, RNA polymerase II-specific.